Molecule: messenger RNA, 740 nt
Organism: Aspergillus pseudonomiae
Lineage: Eukaryota; Fungi; Ascomycota; Eurotiomycetes; Eurotiales; Aspergillaceae
Exons: 2
Coding region: 67-261 (64 amino acids)
Source: RefSeq, a predicted model, not a curated record
CUUGACGCAUCCUUCCAACCCGUACAUUAACCAUUUUUCCUUGAGGCGACUUCAUUGAACAACACCAUGUGGCUAUUUAGCCUUCUCACCUAUGCUGGCGUAGCAACUGCUCUUACCUGUACCAUUAUCGGUCCAGGCUCCGGCAAUUGUCGUUCCUGCCCAGCUGAUGUCUGCGAUAUAAAGCGGAAAUUCAACACUGGAAGCAAACAGGACUUUAAGUGUGUUUGGCCUGAUGGUGGACCGGUUUCGGGCAGAAAGUAAGUUGAUCCUUGGGAGAUAUUAUUAACCUCAUGCUGAUGAUGGCCGUUCCUCAAGACGCUGGGGCUACAACCAGGCUCAUGACUGCUUUGUAUCAGAAGUAAGGCUUGGAAAGUGCAACAUAAACUCCGUGACGGAUUGUGUUGUUGGCUUGGCUCAGGGUUUUGCGCCGCCUCCCUAGGCUUCAACUCUACCCAGGACAGUUUCCUUUUGGAAUCUUUGUGCACACUUGCAGCCCCCUCAUUCUUUCGUUUUCUUUCAUUUCUUUGUGAUUCUCAAGGCAGGAGUUCUUCGGAAAAUGGACCAUUUCACCUCGCAUUCAUUCGACUCAAAAUAACUGACAUUCCAUUCAUAAAUAGUAUACUCCUUGUGCCAGCACACGAAACUAUUUGUCUGCUACACGCUAUACAUAAUGUGAUUUCCAAUCUAUUUUGCAAACCACCACUGUCUUCCUCAAAUAACACAAUCAUGAUUUAGCAUGC